UCCCCAUCCCCUUCCUCCAGCCAAAUCCCCAUUGCACACACACACAACACAGAGAGCAAUCGCCACCCAUUGCCAUCAUCUCUCUCGAGUUUCUGCAGUUCAGAGUAUCCGAUUAGUGAUGGGGGAUCAGGUGGGGGAGAGGACGAGGGGCCCGUGGAGCCCAGAGGAGGACGAGACCCUGCGGGCGAUGGUGGGCGUGCACGGGGCGAGGAACUGGACGGCCAUCGGCCGCGGCGUGCCGGGCCGGUCCGGGAAGUCGUGCCGCCUGCGGUGGUGCAACCAGCUCUCCCCGCGCGUCGAGCGCCGCGCCUUCACCGCCGAUGAGGACGCCGCCAUCGUGGCGGCCCACGCGCGGAUCGGCAACCGCUGGGCCGCCAUCGCCAGGAUCCUCGGGAAUGGGCGCACCGACAACGCCGUCAAGAACCACUGGAACUGCUCCCUCAAGCGCCGGCUCCGAGCCGCUUCUGCCGGUGGGGAGGAGGAUGAGCGGCGGGCGUGUAAGCGGGUCAGCGUCUCGCCGGAGAGCCCAUCGGGGUCUGGAUCCGGGUCCGGGUCUGGGUCGGAACGGAGCGACCUCAGCCAUGGCGGCAGCGUGUUUGGGCGGCGGAUGGUUUGCAGGCCGGUGGCGGCGGACUGCGCCAUGAGCCGCUGCCGGAGGGACGAGGAGGAGGAGGACGACGGCCCGCUCACAUCGCUCUCCCUCUCCCUCCCAGGCAUGGCCCAGGACCAGGAGGGGUCCUUCUCCUUCUGCCACGAGAGCCAAUUCCAACAGCCGCCUUCGCCUUCGCCGGCGCCGUACCCGUUCAGCGCCGAGUUCGCGGCGGCGAUGCAGGAGAUGAUCCGCGGCGAGGUGCGGAGGUACAUGGCCGGCUGCGACGACCUGCCGCCGCCGGAGUCGCGGGGAUUCAGCAGCCGGUCGGGAGCAACAAAUCCGAUGGAAUGGAGGAGGAAUGGCUGGCUUAACUAAUCGUAGGACAAGUACUAGCAUUCUGCAGCUUGGAUCGAUAUAGGAUCUGACUGUAUUCCUCUCUGUUGUUGAUCGAUUCCCCAGUUGCUGUUAAACUGAAACAGCAAUGGCAGCAAACCAAAACAAAAAUAUGCAAAUCAGUGGGCAUGAAAGCUGGUUAAGCAAGCUCAUGGCUUUGCUUCUUCUGUACAGGAAAGGAAUGGGAAGAAAUUCGCAAUCUCAAGUUACAAGCCCAUGGAAUGUACUUAUAUAAUGUUUAUUUUUCUUGCGAGCA
Messenger RNA from Brachypodium distachyon (stiff brome), 1241 nucleotides. Its product is annotated as transcription factor MYB44. The coding region runs from base 119 to 967 and encodes 282 amino acids. The record is from RefSeq and is a predicted model, not a curated record. The transcript has a single exon. NCBI's taxonomy places the organism in Eukaryota, Viridiplantae, Streptophyta, Magnoliopsida, Poales, Poaceae.